Molecule: messenger RNA, 2490 nt
Organism: Ahaetulla prasina
Lineage: Eukaryota; Metazoa; Chordata; Lepidosauria; Squamata; Colubridae
Product: vomeronasal type-2 receptor 26-like
Exons: 6
Coding region: 1-2490 (829 amino acids)
Biological process (GO): G protein-coupled receptor signaling pathway
Cellular component (GO): membrane
Molecular function (GO): G protein-coupled receptor activity
Source: RefSeq, a predicted model, not a curated record
AUGGACUUUGUGUUUCUAGAAAGUGCUAUAAUGCAGAUGAAGUGUCCACUGCAGAUGACAACAGAUGAAUUUAAUGAGUUUGAGGAAUUUAAUUACUACAAGCCAGGAGACUACCUGAUUACUGGAAUAACAUCCAAAAUAGUUGCUGCAUUUUUCCCGCAUAUUUUCUCACAGACUCCAAUCCACAGAUUGAGAAGUGCAUCAGCAAUAUUCAACCACAUCCUGCUCUUCUUCUCGGCUGUUCAUAAGAUCAACCAGAAUCCUAGGCUCUUACCUAACAUCACCCUGGGCUACAACAUCUAUGAUAACUUCUUGAGUGCAAGAGUAACAUAUGAGGUCAUGAUGGAUUUGCUGUCUACAGGGCAGGAGAAUGUCCCAAAUUACAGAUGUGGAAGACAAAGGAAUAUCCUGGCAGUUCUUGAAAACACGGAUUCUGAACUCUUUGGUCAUAUUUCUACUGUCCUGGGCAUCUACAAAAUUCCACAGAUCAACUACGGUGAGAUUAGCUACAUACUUCAGCAAAGUCAUCUUUUCCCUUUUUUCUAUCGCAUGACCCCAAAACCAGAACCUCCCUACUCAGCGAUUGUCCAGCUGCUCCUGCAUUUCCGAUGGACAUGGAUCGGCCUUCUUUCUCAGGACAAUGAAAGAGGAGAAAUCUUUAAAAAAAGCUUGGAAAUUCUAGCUGUAAAAAACCGGAUUUGCAUCGUCCGCUCAGAAACCAUCCCAACAACGAAUGUGGAUAGACACACCAGAGAUGCGUUUGGGAAAGAACAAAAAGAAAUGUUGCUUCUCCUUACAAAUAUUCACAUCAAAGUUAUAGUCUGUCAACUUGAUUUUCAGGCCACGGGAACACUAAUAGGAGUAAUCAUUGUUAAGGAAAGGGAAAAACUAUUCAUUGAGGGAAAAGUAUGGAUUGCAACAACUUUGUCAAAAUUAAGCAUCAGAAUGCUUUCCAAUUAUUUUGAUCUCCAACGUAAACAUGUUUUGUUUUCCUUCCAAACCCAGACAAACAGGAGACAAUAUAGCAACUUUGAAACAUAUUCCCUUACUGGGAAACAGUUUGUAGAAGAAGCAUUCCAGUGUUCCCAUUCAAGACCUGUGUGGUCUAAGAAGGUUUGGAAUAGAUGCACAGAAAAAGAGAACUGGGCGUUACCACCCCUUGAUGUUCUUGAUAGAAUGAUAAUUGAGGAUGGUUCUGGUAUUUCCAGAGCAAUCUAUGCUGUGGCCUCCGUCCUCAAUGCUGCCUCUUCCUCCCACCUGAGUAAGAGGAGGAUGCUGGUUGGAGACCAUCAGUCACCCCAGAUUGUAGAGUCAUGGCAGCUUCAUCCCUUCAUGAGAAAUUUCCAGCUUCACAACAUUUCCAAGGACGGCAUUUAUUUGGAUGAAAAUGGAGUUCCUGCUGCUGAUUUUGAUAUCAUGCAUUGGAGAAUGUUUCCCCAAGAGUCUUAUCCUAUGGAAAAAUUUGGGAGUGUAGAAAGGGAAGCUUCUUAUGAAAUCAAGGUCUCCAUCAAUCAGAGUGUCAUCCAAUGGCCAAUAUCAUUUAAUAAGAAACAGAUUUAUGCUAGCCAAUGUUUUUCAGAUGCAGCCCAUUGCAGCAAGUGUCCAGAUGACCAGUAUUCCAAUGAGAAGCGAAAUCAAUGUAUCCCCAAAAGUAUAAGUUUCUUCUCCUAUGAAGAAACGUUGGGACUCAUUCUGGCUUCCUUUACCCUUGCUUUGUCCCUAAUCACUGCCUUUGUUUUGGGAAUCUUCACUAAAUACAGAGAAACUCCCAUAGUCAAAGCCAACAACCGAGACCUUACCUACAUUCUUCUGAUCUCCCUUCUCCUUUCCUUCUUGACCUCCCUUCUAUUCAUUGGGCGCCCCGAGAAAGUGACCUGCUUUCUUCGACAAAGCAUCUUCAGUAUUGUUUUCUCUGUUGCUGUGUCUUCACUGCUGGCAAAGACUGUCAUGGUGGUGGUGGCCUUUCUGGCCACAAAGCCAGGUAGCAGGAUGAGGAAAUGGCUGGGAAAGACUCUGGCCAACUCUAUUGUUGUAUCCUGUUCUGGGAUUCAGGUGGGCAUCUGCAUGAUAUGGCUUGGAAUCUCUCCCCCAUUCCCAGACUCUGACAUGCAUUCUCAACCAGGAUAUAUUCUACUGCAAUGUAAUGAAGGCUCAGUCGCCAUGUUCUACACUGCACUGGGUUACAUGGGCCUUCUGGCCGCCAUCUGCUUCUUGGUGGCUUUCCUAGCACGCAAGCUGCCAGGGACCUUCAAUGAAGCCAAGUUGAUCACCUUCAGCAUGUUGGUUUUCUGUAGUGUUUGGGUCUCCUUCGUACCCACCUACCUGAGCACCAAAGGAAAAUACAUGGUAGCUGUGCAGAUCUUCUCCAUCCUGGCAUCCAGCCUGGGCUUAAUGGGCUGCAUUUUUGUCCCCAAAUGCUACAUCAUUAUCCUGAGACCUGACAUGAAUACCAAGCAGUACCUAAUAGUAAAUUCUAAAAAGGGAACCUAA